AUGGUCGGUACUGGAAAGGGUGUCUACACGUACAAGCUCGAUUCGACCGAUGGAUCAUUGACUCCUUUCGGCAUCACACCGGUCGGCGUAAAUCCUGUCUUCGUCCUGGGGUCGACAAAGAAGUUUUCUGAAGGCAAGCCUGUGCUUUACGCAGUGAACGCAGUCACCGACGAAUCCAAGACGAACCCUGGAACUCAAACGGGGUAUGUGUCAGCUCUGACAAUGGGAUCAAACGGCACCCUCGAGCUCCUCAACACCGUCGAGUCACACAGCGGAAAUCCGACGCACAUUUCGUUGAGCCCCAGCGAGGACUUCGCUGUCGUCUCCAAUUAUGAUGGGAGUCUUGCCAUGUUCCCGCUAAAUGGCGACGGCUCACUAGGCAAGGAGAGUUUCCAUCAAGAUUUCCCGACUGGAAGUAAAGUCGUCAUGGACCAACAAGCUAGUGGUCACAUCCACAGUUCCAUGUGGAUCCCCAACUCGAACCAUUUAAUAGCUGCUAACCUCGGAAGUGAUGAACUACUUCAGUACGAGCUCGACACGAAGCAGAAAGCUCUCAAAAACCUGCAUCCGGUCAAACGUCCCCCAGGAUCUGGGCCCCGUCAUAUGACCAUACAUCCUAACGGAAACUUUGCUUACGUUGUUGACGAAAUCUCCAACACCGUUGGUGUGUAUGAUAUCAAUGAUAAGACAGCGCUGUUGCAAAGAAUGGCUGUGCAAAACAUCACGACGCUGCCGUCCGAUUUCACGAACAAGAGCACUGCUGCGGAUAUUCAUUUGUUGAGCGACGGAAAGUUCCUAUAUGCGUCAAACCGUGGACACAACUCGAUCGCCAUGUUUAGUGUUCGCGAGACAGACGGUACCUUGGUUUUGCUGGGCUGGGAAAGCAGCCGUGGCAAAACACCGAAGAGCUUUGCGAUCUACGAGGACUGGAUGGUGGUGGCCAAUCAAGACUCGGACAACAUGCACUUAUUCAAGAUAAAUGCUGACACGGGUUUGCUGACCUACACAGGGAAAUCAUACGCCGUAGGAACACCUGAGCGUGUCUACAUAGGCAACUUUUGA
Phytophthora infestans T30-4 is the source of this 1062-nucleotide messenger RNA. RefSeq lists its product as uncharacterized. Lineage: Eukaryota; Oomycota; Peronosporomycetes; Peronosporales; Peronosporaceae. The coding region runs from base 1 to 1062 and encodes 353 amino acids. Gene Ontology annotation, molecular function: 6-phosphogluconolactonase activity; protein binding. The transcript has a single exon. The record is from RefSeq and is a predicted model, not a curated record.